GCAGCGCGGGACCCGCCCCCCGCGCUCGGCGGGUGCGUCGGCCGCCCCGGCGCGGCUGUUAUGGAAACCGGCCGGGCGCGCAGGAGGCGAUAAUGGGGCGGCCAUGGCCCGGGCCGGCAGCUCCAGCGGCGACGCGGCCGCGGGGGAGCGGGCCGGGGGCGCGGGGCGGCCGGAGCCGUGGGAGCUGUCCCUGGAGGAGGUGCUGAAGGCAUACGAACAGCCCAUCAACGAAGAGCAGGCGUGGGCCGUGUGCUUCCAGGGCUGCCGCGGGCUGCGGGGCGCGCCGGGCGGCGGGCGGCGCAUCCGGGACACGGCCGACAUCCUCCUGCGCCGGGACGGCUCGGUCAGCGCGCGGCGGGAGCCAGGGGCCGCGGAGUCCACAACGAUGGUGUUGUCACCAGCCAGCUCAGAAGCCCAGAUGGUGCAGUCCCUGGGCUUUGCCAUUUACCGCGCGCUGGACUGGGGCCUGGACGACAGCCAGGAGCGAGAGCUGAGCCCACAGCUGGAGCGGCUCAUCGACCUCAUGGCCAACAACGACUGUGAGGACGGCGGCUGCGGGGCUGCGGAUGAAGGCUACGGGGGCCCGGAGGAGGAAGAGGAGGCGGAGGGCGGCCCCCGCGCCGUGCGCACCUUCGCCCAGGCCAUGCGGCUCUGUGCGGCGCGCCUGACGGACCCCCGGGGCGCCCAGGCGCACUACCAGGCCGUGUGCCGCGCCCUCUUCGUGGAGACGCUGGAGCUGCGGGCCUUCCUGGCCAGGGUCCGGGAGGCCAAGGAGAUGCUGCAGAAGCUUCGGGACGAUGAACUGCAGGUAGAGAAGCCUCUGGCGGAGCUUGACAACCUGGGACACACAGACUGGGCCCGGCUGUGGGUCCAGCUCAUGCGGGAGCUCCGCCAUGGAGUGAAGCUUAAGAAGGUGCAGGAGCGAGAGUUCAACCCCUUGCCCACCGAGUUCCAGCUCACCCCCUUCGAGAUGUUGAUGCAGGACAUCCGCGCCAGGAACUAUAAGCUGCGCAAGGUCAUGGUCGACGGAGAUAUCCCUCCCAGGGUGAAGAAGGAUGCCCAUGAACUCAUCCUGGACUUCAUCCGCUCCCGGCCUCCGCUGAAACAGGUCUCAGAGAGAAGGCUUCGCCCCUUACCCCAAAAGCAGAGGACCCUGCAUGAGAAGAUCCUGGAGGAGAUCAAGCAGGAGAGGAGGCUGCGCCCGGUGGGGGCCGAGCGCUGGCGUGGCCGGGGUGAGCAUAUGAAGAUGCCUUCUAAGAAGUUUGCACACAUUCCUGUCUACACGCUGGGCUUUGAGAGUCCUCGGAGGGUGUCAGCUACCAGAACCACGCCGACCCAGAGAAGAGAUGCCUUCCAAUCCCUGCAGGGGCCCCAGUGGCCGAGUGUGGAGGAGGCAUUCCCACACAUCUACACCCACGGCUCUGUCCUCAAGGACGUCUGCAGUGACUGCACCAGCUUCGUGGCAGACGUAGUGCGCUCCAGCCGCAAGAGUGUGGAUGCCCUCAACGCCACGCCUCGCCGCACCCGCCAGACCCAGUCCCUGUACAUCCCUAACACCUGGACUCUCAACUUCAAGUGAUGGCUCUCGGCCUUCCUGCGACAUCUAGCCAGAGGCUUUUCAAGGUGGCCAGACCUCUGAGGAGGAGCCAGGCUAGUCCUGGACCUGGCUGAGAAACUCCCUAUCCUGAGGCACAGCUGCUGGCCUGCCCUCCUAAGUGUGCAUGUACAUAUAUACAUAUAUAGAUACAUUUAUACGAUAUAUACACACAGCCUAUAUAUUUAUAUACAUCUGUCCUGGCCCUAGAGUGUAUUUGGGGUCAGGCUCACUGCAGGACCCUCCCUGGGGGAGGCUGUUUCCUGUUGGGAGACCUUGGGUGGGAUGGGAGUGGGUUUUCUCACUCGGGAAGGGCAUGUUGGAGAUACAACAGUGGAUUCCAGAUGAUGGGGCUCUGGAGAGACCCCCACCCCUGUUUUUGUUCUUUCCUCCAUCCCAAGGAUGAGAACACGGCAGCUUCCCCUCCCUGGGUAGAUGUCCAGGUUGGGACAGGACACCGUGGUUCCCGGGUAGACGGGAGCAUCCUGCUGGCCUCUGCACUCUGAGCAGGAACCCGGGCAGCAGAGCCACUGGGGAAGACCGUGAGUGGGCUGAUCUUCUCCUGGUGGGUAUCACGCCCUUCCACUUGGAAGGCCCAAGGCCAAGCUCACUCCUUGCUCCCUGCCCAGCAUCCACGCCCCAGCCAGUAUGCCACAUGGCUGGUGUUGCCAUCCGCACAGACUCAGAGGUCCAGAGAUGGUGCUGGUUCCAGGGCCCUGGCGAUGCUGGGGGUCCCGGUACAGGGAGGAACUCUGUAAAUUUGUACACGAGGCCAUUCUUGGCCUAAUAAAGGUGGUCUCACAGU
Molecule: messenger RNA, 2399 nt
Organism: Panthera uncia (snow leopard)
Lineage: Eukaryota; Metazoa; Chordata; Mammalia; Carnivora; Felidae
Gene: SPIRE2
Product: spire type actin nucleation factor 2
Exons: 9
Coding region: 104-1579 (491 amino acids)
Biological process (GO): intracellular transport; Golgi vesicle transport; actin filament polymerization
Cellular component (GO): cell cortex; cytoplasmic vesicle membrane
Molecular function (GO): actin binding
Source: RefSeq, a predicted model, not a curated record